ACCCGGAAGCGGAAGGGGCAUUUCUGAGGUCGGUACUUCCGGGGCACUAGCAGAGUGCGGGAUUCCGGGCCCGAGAGCUGCUGGCGGAGCCGGGACUUCGCGUGAUUCUCGGAGCCCGAGGAGGAGCGGCGUCUGUGGCCAUGGCUGUGACUCUGGACAAAGACGCGUAUUAUCGGCGAGUGAAGAGACUGUACAGCAACUGGCGGAAAGGAGAAGAUGAGUAUGCCAAUGUUGAUGCUAUUGUUGUGUCAGUGGGAGUUGAUGAAGAAAUUGUUUAUGCCAAAUCAACUGCUUUACAGACAUGGCUCUUUGGUUAUGAACUAACAGAUACUAUAAUGGUCUUCUGUGAUGAGAAAAUCAUCUUCAUGGCCAGCAAGAAAAAAGUGGAGUUCUUAAAACAGAUUGCCAACACUAAGGGCAAUGAGAAUGCUAAUGGAGCUCCUGCCAUCACACUGCUGAUACGAGAAAAGAAUGAAAGUAAUAAGAGCAGUUUUGACAAAAUGAUUGAAGCCAUCAAAGAGAGUAAGAAUGGCAAGAAGAUUGGAGUAUUCAGCAAAGACAGAUUUCCUGGCGAGUUUAUGAAGAGCUGGAACGACUGCCUCAGCAAAGAGGGCUUUGACAAAGUAGAUAUCAGUGCGGUUGUGGCCUACACCAUUGCUGUCAAGGAGGAUGGGGAGCUCAACUUAAUGAAGAAAGCUGCCAGCAUCACUUCUGAAGUCUUUAACAAAUUCUUCAAGGAGAGAGUCAUGGAAAUAGUCGAUGCAGAUGAGAAAGUUCGGCAUAGCAAAUUGGCUGAGUCUGUGGAAAAGGCCAUUGAAGAGAAAAAGUAUCUAGCUGGGGCAGAUCCUUCCACUGUGGAAAUGUGUUAUCCUCCUAUUAUUCAGAGUGGUGGCAAUUAUAACCUUAAGUUCAGUGUGGUGAGUGAUAAGAAUCACAUGCACUUUGGAGCCAUCACUUGUGCCAUGGGCAUUCGCUUCAAAUCUUACUGUUCCAACCUUGUUCGCACGUUGAUGGUUGACCCUUCUCAGGAAGUUCAAGAAAAUUACAACUUUUUGAUCCAGCUUCAAGAGGAGAUGCUAAAAGAAUUAAGACAUGGUGUGAAGAUAUGUGAUGUGUAUAACGCUGUCAUGGAUGUGGUUAAAAAGCAGAAGCCGGAGCUAUUGAACAAAAUCACCAAAAACUUGGGGUUUGGAAUGGGAAUUGAAUUCCGUGAAGGAUCUUUAGUAAUUAAUAGUAAAAAUCAGUACAAACUAAAGAAAGGGAUGGUUUUCAGCAUCAAUUUGGGAUUCUCAGAUCUAUCCAACAAAGACGGGAAGAAACCAGAAGAGAAAACUUAUGCCCUAUUCAUUGGAGACACAGUCCUUGUGGAUGAGGAUGGACCGGCCACUGUUCUCACUUCGGUGAAGAAGAAAGUAAAGAAUAUGGGAAUUUUUCUGAAGAAUGAGGAUGAGGAAGAAGAGGAAGAGGAAAAAGAUGAAGCCGAGGACCUGCUAGGAAGAGGUUCUCGGGCAGCAUUACUUACGGAAAGAACCCGAAAUGAGAUGACGGCAGAAGAGAAGCGAAGAGCACAUCAAAAAGAAUUGGCAGCUCAACUUAAUGAGGAAGCCAAGAGACGACUGACUGAACAGAAAGGAGAACAACAGAUUCAGAAAGCUCGCAAAUCCAAUGUGUCCUAUAAAAAUCCGUCUUUGAUGCCUAAGGAGCCACAUAUUCGGGAAAUGAAGAUCUAUAUUGAUAAGAAAUAUGAGACUGUAAUAAUGCCUGUGUUUGGCAUUGCAACACCUUUUCAUAUUGCCACAAUCAAGAAUAUAAGUAUGUCCGUGGAAGGAGAUUACACUUACUUGCGAAUCAACUUCUAUUGCCCAGGCAGUGCUCUGGGCAGGAAUGAGGGCAACAUCUUUCCUAACCCAGAAGCCACGUUUGUCAAGGAAAUUACGUAUCGAGCUUCAAAUAUGAAGGCACCCGGAGAGCAGACAGUACCAGCCUUGAACCUUCAGAAUGCUUUCCGAAUUAUAAAAGAAGUACAGAAGCGCUAUAAGACGCGGGAAGCGGAAGAGAAAGAAAAGGAGGGUAUUGUGAAGCAAGACUCACUGGUGAUCAAUCUCAACCGAAGUAACCCCAAACUUAAAGAUCUGUACAUUCGUCCAAACAUUGCCCAAAAGAGAAUGCAGGGCUCCCUGGAAGCCCAUGUCAAUGGUUUUCGCUUUACAUCUGUUCGAGGAGACAAAGUGGAUAUUCUGUACAAUAACAUCAAGCAUGCUCUGUUCCAACCCUGUGAUGGAGAAAUGAUUAUUGUCCUGCACUUUCACCUCAAGAAUGCCAUCAUGUUUGGGAAGAAGAGACACACAGAUGUGCAGUUCUAUACAGAAGUGGGAGAGAUCACCACAGACUUGGGGAAACACCAGCAUAUGCAUGACCGAGAUGACCUCUAUGCUGAGCAGAUGGAACGAGAAAUGAGGCACAAACUGAAAACAGCCUUUAAAAAUUUCAUUGAAAAAGUAGAGGCUCUAACUAAGGAAGAACUGGAAUUUGAAGUGCCUUUUAGGGACUUGGGAUUUAAUGGAGCUCCCUAUAGGAGUACCUGCCUUCUUCAGCCCACUAGUAGUGCACUAGUAAAUGCUACGGAAUGGCCACCUUUUGUGGUGACAUUGGAUGAAGUGGAACUGAUUCACUUUGAGAGGGUCCAGUUUCACUUGAAGAACUUUGAUAUGGUCAUUGUCUACAAGGAUUACAGCAAGAAAGUGACUAUGAUCAAUGCCAUUCCUGUAGCCUCUCUUGAUCCCAUCAAGGAAUGGUUGAAUUCCUGUGACCUAAAGUACACAGAAGGAGUACAGUCACUCAACUGGACUAAGAUCAUGAAGACUAUUGUUGAUGACCCUGAAGGUUUCUUCGAACAAGGUGGCUGGUCUUUCCUGGAGCCUGAGGGUGAGGGUAGUGAUGCCGAGGACGGUGAUUCAGAGUCAGAAAUCGAAGAUGAAACUUUCAACCCUUCAGAAGAUGACUAUGAGGAGGAAGAGGAGGACAGUGAUGAAGACUAUUCAUCAGAAGCUGAAGAAUCAGACUACUCCAAGGAAUCAUUGGGCAGUGAAGAAGAGAGUGGAAAGGACUGGGAUGAGCUUGAAGAAGAAGCUCGGAAAGCGGACCGUGAAAGUCGUUAUGAGGAAGAAGAAGAGCGGAGUCGAAAUAUGAGCCGGAAGAGGAAGGCAUCAGUACACAGCUCAGGUCGUGGCUCUAACCGUGGUUCCAGACAUAGCUCUGCACCCCCCAAGAAAAAGAGGAAGUAACUUCUGAACUUUUGUCUUCAGCUCCAUUCUUCCUCCAGCCAACCCCUGAGAAUUUUACAUGACAUAGAAACUGUAUUUUUUCCCAUUUUUCUUUUGAAGUUUUGCCAUUUGUGUUAAUGGGUUUAGGGGGCCAUUCGUGUGGACCAAUCUUCUCGGGGAAUUCCAGGCCCACCAGGACACAGAGUGCCAAUGGCCCUAUCCAGAUGGCAAGGGAGGAGGUGUUUUUGAAGAAGGGCAGAGGCUUCCACUGUUAAUAAAUACCAUUUCAUUCCUCUCUCUUCCUGUCACCUUCUACAAGGACAUUGAUGGCUCCUGACAUCCUAAUCUUGGUGUCUUAAAGCUCUAUUUCCCAGAUAUUGGUACACGAUGACCAUUAAUUGCCUGUACCGUGUUUCUUGACCAGGAGAUUCAGUGCUCCAUCCUAACCUAUUGCCAUGACCUUCCUCACAUCUCUAAGUUCCACCUUUGCCAUACUCAAGAAAAGGUUCUUGGAAUUUGCUAAUGAUUGUGACAGACCAUGCAACUUGAGCUCAUGAGGCAGAUCCGGCUGAUUACCUCCGUCUGAGUUUUCCUGCUUUGUUUGUUUGUUUCUUGUUUUGUUUUGUUUUGUUUUUGCCUCAUGCAGACUGAGGUAUUUCUGCUUGGAAGACUUAAGAAGCAGUGACACUCCUUGGCGUGGCUUCAUCCUCCUUACAAAAUUCACACUUGGUACAGUUUAGAAACAUAAUUCCACUGUUUCUUUGCUGAUCUAUGAGGAAGAAUGCUAACGCCUCCUAUUCUUUUGCUAAUGAAAUAUAGAAAGAGGCACAAAGGAUCUGCAAUUAGAUUUGAAAGGGGCAAGUUAUGCCCCAGCUCUGAAAUACCCUGAUGAGAAGAGGAAGAGAGGCCACGUCUGUAGCACAGCCUCUGGUCACUGCUGCUCCUUAUUUUUACUUGUCUUGCAUUUUCCUGUAUUUAUCACAGUCUCUGUUGAACAGCUUUUCUAAGUAUUUGGGGAGUUUAUCUUGCCAUCCUCCCCUCUCCUAGUUCUCUGCAUCCACCUGUCCCACCGAAGUUCCUUCUGUGCUCUGUGACAUUAUGAGAGGAGGGGGGAGGGCCUCAGAUUUUAUUUGUUUUUCCUUCAUAGCAGUAGGACUUGGUAUUUUCAAUUUUGGAAGAACUAAAAAAUAAACUGUGGGGUGUUUUUUUUUUUUCCCCCUUUUCUUUUU
Molecule: messenger RNA, 4492 nt
Organism: Sorex fumeus (smoky shrew)
Lineage: Eukaryota; Metazoa; Chordata; Mammalia; Eulipotyphla; Soricidae
Gene: SUPT16H
Product: SPT16 homolog, facilitates chromatin remodeling subunit
Exons: 26
Coding region: 141-3284 (1047 amino acids)
Biological process (GO): transcription elongation by RNA polymerase II; positive regulation of transcription elongation by RNA polymerase II
Cellular component (GO): FACT complex
Molecular function (GO): nucleosome binding
Source: RefSeq, a predicted model, not a curated record